UUCUUCCGAAACGGUUAGCUAUCAUGACCUGUCUGAAUCUGAAUUGAAAGCGCUCAAAACAACGCUAUCCACUCUCAGCAAUAUUUCAACGAAAAAUGAUUCUGCCUCUUCUAUUGGAAUGUCAAACUCGUCAACAACGACAACAGCAGCAACGACAACAGCAAAAGCAACAUCAACAACGCCAACAACAACCGAAGCAACAACAAGCAACAACAACAAGUUUGUCUACAACUAGUCCGUUGCCACUUGUCACGACUAUUGCGCAUGGAACUGGUAACAAGACAACAAUUAUAGAAGAACAUGAGAACACGACUGCCAGUACAACAGAAAGUUCUACUGUUAUCAAUUCGACUAGCAGAGCACCGGAAAUAACAGUACCUAUGGAAGUUGACAAUGAUAAAAACAACGAUGAUUUAGACGAAUCUGAGGUGGUGGAGUUGGAACCGCCGUCAUAUCCGUGUCCUGGAUCUCCAAACACAUUGAUCUACCACGAGCAAAUGUGCAAUGGCCUGGUGGACUGUCCGGAGGCUACCGACGAGAUAGGUUGUACUUGCCGGAACCGAAUGGAUCCCAGUAAAAUCUGUGAUGGGGUUUUCGAUUGCCCUUCUCUUGACGAUGAAACAGGGUGUCGCGGUUGUAACGCAAGCCAGUUUAAUUGCGACAUCACAAGGCAAAGACCUCUAUGCAUUCCAUUGAGACAACGAUGUGAUGGCUUGGAGCAAUGUCCUGAUGGAAUGGAUGAAAUCAGUUGCAGCAUUCUAUCACCUAAUGAAUACUCACUUGAGGUUUCCGUAGCUAAGUACAGCUCCGGAUAUGUGAUGCAUAAUGUCAAGAGUAAGUGGUAUCCGUUGUGUGGUUCAUCCGGCAACGUGACCAGCUUGAUCUCCGGCAUUUGUCAGUUGACUGUUGGUGACGGUCUUGGCAGUUUCAACAUAUCCAAAAGAAAAGCGAAUUCCGCGGUUUACAAAGGCCAAUACGCCAUGAUGUUUGAUGUUGCAAAAAGAGUCAGGCUUGUCAAAAACUGUUCGGAUCUCGUUUUUGUUGAGUGUCCGUCACCUCGGUGUGGUAGGAAGGCUCCGACUCAGGCAGAAAUCGGUCAUAGAAUGACAACUAAAUCCAACAACGCAACGAUAGCCACAACUACGACAAAAAUGCCUUUUCAAAACGUUUUCUUUAGCAAUUCAUCAAAGACUUCUGGACAAAGUUUGCAGCAGGCGUUUGAAACUCCUAGAAAUUUGACAGAUCAACCCCGUGUUCUUGAGCGCCGUCUUCGAAGAGCGGACUUCCACUGCCAAUCGCUCGGGUGUAGUCGCCUCACUGGUCGUUAUUCGCAUUCAAAAACCCAACGACGUAAGAGACGAGGCACUUUGAACAGAGUGGUUGGCGGCCGCGAAAGCAAUAUGGGUGCUUGGCCAUGGGCGGUGGCCAUCAUUCGCGACGGUGUCUUCAAAUGCGGUGGUUCUUUGCUAGACAGCAAUUGGAUCUUGUCAGCAGCCCAUUGUUUUCCCGCGUUGGAGAAAUCUCAUUUUGAAAUUCAAUUGGGUAUGUUACGGCGGUCUUCUUAUUCCCCCUUGGAGCAAACUCGAGCCAUUCUUUCCAUUUAUAUUCACCCAAAUUACAAUUCGCAUACCCUGGAAAACGACAUUGCAUUAUUGCGAGUACAAAAGCCUUUGCAACUCAAUCAAUGGACUGCUCCCGCAUGUCUGCCAAGUUUUGGCUAUUUUCCACGCAACGACACACUUUGUACCGUCGUCGGAUGGGGAAACGUCCAAGAAAACGGACCUGAAUCGGAUUCGCUUCGUGAGGUUGCUGUUCCUAUUAAACCUUGCAGCGCUGACCUGGCUGCCCGUAAGGACAAAAUCCUGUGCGCAGGUUAUCCCGAAGGAAAAAAGGAUUCGUGUCAGGGAGAUUCAGGUGGACCCUUCAUUUGCCCGGAUCCGAAAAUUCGUGACCGUUGGUUAUUGGUUGGAAUAGUCAGUUUUGGUUUGGGAUGUGCGCGCCCCGGAGAAUUGGGUGCUUAUACUAAUGUUGCUUACUACGUGAACUGGAUUGCUGAAGUCAUGGAUGAAAAGACCGUACAGUUAAAGCGGAUUCCUAAACAGAGUUGCAGCGGGCUGAUAUGUCCGCGCGGAACGGGAGCCUGCUUAACCCCAGACUUGAUUUGUGAUGGAAUCAUAGAUUGCUUGAACGCAGAGGAUGAACUGGGUUGCACUACAAACCUUCCGCCUACAAGUCACGAGCCAAUUGUUACGACAAUUUCUCCAAAUUUAACCACCACUGCACUGCCACGUCCAACCGUCUGCUCGGUUGACCAAUUCACUUGUUCCAAAGUGUUCCAGUGCGUUCAGCUUUCGCAUAAGUGCAACAAGGUCAUUGACUGCAUCGAUGGAACGGAUGAAUCUUCCUGUUCUUGCGGCGAUUAUUUAAAGGGCAUUGGAAAUUCUGAAUUACUCUGCGACAACCAUGUCGACUGCGCAGAUUUUUCGGAUGAAGCCGGAUGUCGGACUUGUCGAUCGGAUGAAUAUUACUCACUCGCUUCCGCGCAGUGCACUCCAUACAAAGAAAUGUGUAAUAAUCGUGUAAAGAAUGCACAAGGCGAUGAUGAAUCUCAAUGCCUGGCCCUGAUUCCGCAAUACUUCUCUGUUGCACUCGAUCGAACUGGAAGACCCAAACGUGAGCAAUCGGGUUUAGUAGCCAUGAACAAACUGGGGGUCUGGAAUCCAAUUUGCGUUCAAAAUUGGUCGUCUUCGGUCAGUGACGAAAUCUGCAGUUUCAUUGGAUAUGGGCCUGGGCUUUCAUACAGUUUACUUUCUGGUUCGAAGCUGCUUCCAUUAAAACCAUUGGAACCACCACAAGGAUUCCUGUGGAAUUCUUCAAAACCAUCACAAUCGCCAUCGACUCUAUUUAAAAGCGAUCUUGGUUUGUUCAGCGAAGAUUUCAAUUUGACAGCAUUACAUUCGAUUGCCAAACGACAAUCUGUAACCUCUACAACGAGCGAUUGCAAAUUUGUGAAUGUAACAUGUAGCAACCAACUGUGCGGAAUCCGACCGAAUCUCGGCGGAUGGGACACCUUGCCGAACACUGAAGGACGUUUCCCUUGGCAUGCUACCCUUUUCCUCGAAGGCCAAUAUCUUUGCGGUGCAACGCUAGUGGCCCCUCAAUGGCUACUAGUAUCCUCCGUCUGUUUCCGCAACAUUGACUUGACCAAAGACUACGUAGCUGCCUUAUUAGGUAGCAGGAGGCUGAUACCAUUUACUUCACCGAUGGAACAAAUUCUGCGUGUUGCAAAUAGCGUGAAAAUUUCUACAACCAGCAAGAUGACCCUUCUCUUCCUUGAACGGCCCGUCAAGUUGACUGAACAUGUGAACCACGUUUGUUUAGCUUCAUCUAGGGAAGCUGUGCGCAACCUCAUCAAGAACCAAUGCGUGGCAGUCGGAAUGAAUGGAACGCUACUGGCUAGUUCGGCUAGUUUUUCGCAAAUAAAAUUGAAUGUCGGUCGUACACUUUUGGCCACCUGGACCAACAACGAAACUAUCUCUUGCCCUUCGGACAAGUGGUCUGGUAACGUAGUUUGCUCCGAUGGCUUUACCUGGUAUGCCGUUGCCGUCUUUGAGCGUGAUUGUUCUAAAAGAGAACCAUAUGUUAACACUCUCGAGGGAAUUUGGCAAAAUUUUGAUACCAUUAGGGAAACUAUAACGUGCAACCAAACAAAUUUAAAAGCUAUCCAGAGGAAAAAACGGCAGCUUCAAAUUUCGUGUACAAUGCCAGUCCUACCAGCGCCUAGGUGUGACUCUUGGCGUUGCCCAUUGGGUGCUUGCCUGAGUAAGAAUGAAACAUGUGACGGCAUCCCUAACUGUCGGGAUCGCAGUGAUGAAACAGAAGCUUGCCGUCCUGCUGAAAAGAAUGAAUUGAUGCCAUCCGUUAACUCAUCAAUAUGUGAUGAAAGCGAGUACAAAUGUCUUGAUGGUCAAUGUAUCCCUGGCGACGCACUUUGCGAUGGUGUAGUUGAUUGCGCCGCUGGUGAAGAUGAAAAAGCGCCUUUUAGUGAUCUAGAAUGUCCCACUGAUUUCUUUCGUUGUCUCAGUCCAGGACAAAACCGUAGUCAAGAAACGAUCCCCAUGUCAGCUGUCUGCGAUGGUGCAGAGAAUUGUUCAAACGGCAUGGAUGAGUCGAAGUGCGUGUCACUUAGUGCUGAAUACCCGGUCAUAGUUGACACAAAUGGGAAUCCAUUGAAACUUUCACCGUCUGGAUUUGUUGUUGUUCGUGUAAACGGCGUGUGGUAUCUUUACUGCGCAAACUUGUGGUCGGAGAAACUGACCGCUGGUACUUGUAGUGUUUUCGGUUUUGGGAAACGGGCUUCGUUUGAAGCUGUCGGUUCAUCGGCCUUUUCACCGAUCAGUAAGGCCAGUCAACAAUGCUCACUUGCCGUUUUUCUUAAUUGCGCCUAGUCUAACUACCUUGUUACCUAAAAAAAACUUCCAAAAUGUUCUUGUUUUGUUUUAACCUGCGCGAUUUUUAAGUUUGAAGCUUUUUGUUCUUCAUCAACCUUCAUCCAGCAUCUGCUCACCACCCAUGUUUUACGGCACUGUUAUCAUAGCUUAACUACAAUAUACAAAUUGAACUUUA
Daphnia carinata is the source of this 4626-nucleotide messenger RNA. RefSeq names its product serine protease nudel-like. The record is from RefSeq and is a predicted model, not a curated record. NCBI's taxonomy places the organism in Eukaryota, Metazoa, Arthropoda, Branchiopoda, Diplostraca, Daphniidae. Bases 96 to 4448 code for a protein of 1450 amino acids. The transcript has 21 exons. Gene Ontology annotation, cellular component: membrane. Gene Ontology annotation, molecular function: serine-type endopeptidase activity; protein binding. Gene Ontology annotation, biological process: proteolysis.